Messenger RNA from Sporisorium graminicola, 1134 nucleotides. RefSeq lists its product as uncharacterized. NCBI's taxonomy places the organism in Eukaryota, Fungi, Basidiomycota, Ustilaginomycetes, Ustilaginales, Ustilaginaceae. The record is from RefSeq and is a predicted model, not a curated record. The transcript has 3 exons. Bases 1 to 1134 code for a protein of 377 amino acids.
AUGCCCUCGCCACCGCCGAAUCAUCGCCCAUCUGCGGCGGCACUAUCGCCAUUCGGGCGCAACAGCCAGAACGCUGCACUACUGGCCAAAGCAAACAAGUCAGGCAUACCACCUCCAUCCUCACCCUCGUCCAGCUCGAACAAGCAAGCACCCGCCACGCCCAAGUCGUCAAAGUCAUCCGGACUCGGCAAUGGAAGUAACACAGGUGGUGAUGGAAACAGGAGCAUCUCGCUCUCGUCACGCCCCUCGCCUCUACCGUCGAACCGAAGCCCAUUCGCGUCACCCACUAAUCCUGGUAGCUUUGCAGGCCGUACAUCGUCAAGAUACGACUCGACGGGCUUGCUGAGUCGUGAAUUUGAGACGACGCAUCAUCGGCAAUGCCGUAUGCUGCUGAUGACGUUUAUAGCAGCAGCGAAUACGUGGGAAGAGAUUGCAACUUUUGACGGGCUCAAGUGGGCAAAGGAAGCCGUGGAAGGCUGGGAAGAUCUAUACGCGGCCAAGAAGCUCGGUCAGCGAGAUGCGUCUGCCACUCGACAAGCCAAGGGACCUACGGCCAGCUCGACAUUGAGGGCAGAGGACAAGAAGCAAGCGCUGGCGUUGGAUCCGAAGCAAGCGCACGAUCCUAUCUUGGGGCCGGGAGGCCUAAGGGAAUCGAGGAUGGCUGAUGCAGUGAGACGGAUAGAGGCGGCCCAUAUUGGGUUGAGGACGGUCAGUGGUAAAUUGGACAAAGCGUUGCAAAAGCUAACGACGUCAAGCGACUCGCUGCACUCACUCCUCGAAGAGGUAUCACAGCGGCAAGGGUUCAAGUCCGCCUUCAAAACCCCUAUGUGGGCCACGUGGCCCUUGUAUCGCUUUGCCGACCGCGCAACCGAGAUAGAAAAACAGUAUCGCAUGGCGACAAUGCACUUCGAAGUGCUCAUUCCGAUACUCCUCGAAUCAGGUGAACCUCCUGCGUCCCGGACCACGCGCAACGAUGAUUUCGACGAUGAUCAAGCGACAGACAUGCGCAGCAACGAGAGACGUGCAGCGUACCAGGAGUGGUCCAGUCUAUCGUACGUGGAAAAGAGAGGACCGCAGAGCUUGCCCGGCCUGGAAAUGUUGUGUCAGGUAGAGGUCGCUCGGUGGAGAGAGUAG